UUGACUCUUUUUUUUUUUGCUUUUUUUUAGACCUACCUAUACCUCAGUCUUAGGAAAAAGAAAAGGGGUUGGCAUAGAGAGAACCAAAUUUGUAAAGCAAGCAAACCCACGCUUCGGGAAGGUGAGGCGAACUAACAAUUCCUUCCGUCGUGUAUCCUCGAUUGAUGCGGCUUCAGAUACUUCAAUUGUAGAUUUGAGUAUUGAGCGAAAGGUUACACCUACAGGAUAUGGUAUGGUAUGGAUUACAGGCCACUCUAUUAGUAUCCGUAGGCAGCAUAGGGGAGAAAAGCACUACACCUAGAAAUAGGAAUCAACAAGAGAAAAACUUUGGUAGAAAUUACCCCUUUCCUGAUCGGUAUCAGGGCUGGGAAGAAUGGUUGGGAUAACAAACAACCAUCAGGUUUGUACUUUGGAUACCCCUAUAACCAUCAAAGAUCGUUGAAGUAGCUAAUUCCUCUAAAUAGGAGGCGUUGAGAACAAAGAAAUUAUUGGAGCUAUCGUUUUCCUCUAGCAUUAAUAGAAUUCAUUGGUGUUAAGAAAAACCUCUUGUGGGAAGGUUGGCUAGAGAUUUCUUGGAAAAAUACCAGCCCCUUUCGGUUCAUAAUGAGACGGGACUAAUUCUAUUUUGAUUCUAUAGAUUAAGAUUAUUUCGCUUAGUACUAUUAUGUACAGAAGGGAGGAGCCGUAUGAGAUGAAAACCUCAUGUACGGUUUUGGAACGGAGAUUUUUUGAAUAGAAUGAACGACCGUAACGGAUGUUGGCUCAAUCCGAAGGAAAUUAUGCGGAAGCUUUGCAAAAUUAUUAUGAAGCUACGCGACUAGAAAUCGAUCCCUAUGAUCGAAGUUAUAUACUCUAUAACAUAGGCCUUAUACACACAAGCAAUGGAGAGCAUACAAAGGCUUUGGAAUAUUAUUUCCGGGCACUAGAACGAAACCCCUUCUUACCGCAAGCUUUUAAUAAUAUGGCCGUGAUCUGUCAUUACGUGCGACUAUCUCCACUAUAGAAAGACAAAAAAAGAGAGGAUCAAAUUUUCUAGUAAAUACUGGAAAAAAGGGCUUUCUACAUAGGGAUCGUAAAAACAACGAUUUUUCCCUAUCAGCUGUAGGAAGGAAGGACACUUCACGAGAAUCAAAAAACGAAGAAAGUAUGGCCUAUACUACUACUCUAUGGAUAAAGUUUCUCAAAUUGAUAGAGAAAGCACCGUAAAGAUCAAUUAGUGAGCGACUGGGUCGAUACAACUAAAAAAAACUGCUUACUUAUCCCAUGAUAUGGGGCAAAAUUUAGGAAUCCGCUUAUGUAAUAGAGCCGAUCCACUAAGGGAUUAAGCAGCGGUGUAGUAUCAGAUCCCAAAGAUAGUAAGUUCUUUUUUCUUUCUUAUGGAAAAAAGUCUUUUUCAAGGAUUCUAUAGAGAUUUCAUAUAUGAAACCGGGAUAGUUACCUUUCAGAAAAUUUGAACGAAGGCUCUAUAUCUAUCUAUGCUUCAUUCUUCUGAAGGUGGGAAAAAAGAUCAAACUAAUUAUUGAGAAAAAUUAGGGUUUGAAACUUAGGUAAUUAAUUUCUUCUGCUUAACACAAGAACAAAUUGGAUCGAUUUUUGAUAAAUCGAAUUCAGUUAAGAUAGGGGAAAUUAAGAUAGCAAUUUCUGAGCCGUAUGAGGUAGGAAACUCUCAAGUACGGUUCUAAGGGAAGGAACUGCCUAUUCCGACCGAGGAGAACAGGCCAUUCUAGAGGGUGAUUCGGAAAUUGCGGAAGCUUGGUUUGAUCAAGCUGCUGAAUAUUGGAAACAAGCUAUAGCGCUUACUCCGGGAAAUUAUAUUGAAGCACAAAACUGGUUGAAGAUUACGAAGCGCUUUGAAUUUGAAUAAGACCAUGCUCCUUUUUUUUCCUAAAAUGGAUGGUUUGGUUGUUGAUCCAUUAAUCAAAUAAAUUAGGUCGUAAGAUCGAAUCAAGAAUUUCAUUAUAUCCAUUUCUUAUACCUUCUAUUUUAUAAGAUAUUUCAUAAGAAUAAACCAUAGGGAUAGGGUCUAGAAUAGAAGUAAUAAAGUGAAUAAAAAAAAGGGGGCCAAUCUAAAUAUUGCUAAUAUAUUAGAACCAUCUUAUUAAUAAUUCUAAUGAGUUAUCUUGGAAUUUAGAAUCAAAUAAAAAAUAAAAAACCCUAUAUUAUGCUCAAGGAAAGUAGAUAUAGAUAGGAGCUUAUGCCCUAAAAAAAAAUACACUAGUUUCUUAAAUUUAAAAUAAAAAAGAUUUUUUCUUACGCCGAGAAAUAUUUGUUUUUUCAAGAUAAACAAUGUCCGUUAGGCACCUAACCUUUAUGUCAUAAUAGAUCCGAACACUUGCCUCGGAUUGACUUUAAUAUAUAAUUGCUCCAGUGAAUAACUAAAAAAAAAGAAGGGUGGUAGUAUAGUAAAGAAAAGAACUAAUCACAAUAUCUAUCUUUCAAAAUCUAUCUUUCAAAAUCUAUCUUUCAAAGAUUCACUAAAAAAAAAGACAGUUGGCGGGUCUCUUUGUAUGUCUUGUCCGGAAAGAGGAGGAGUUAAUGAUUAUUCGUUCGCCGGAACCAGAAGUAAAAAUUGUUGUGGAUAGGGAUCCUGUAAAAACAUCUUUUGAGGAAUGGGCGAGACCCGGCCAUUUCUCAAGAACACUAGCUAAGGGCCCUGAUACUACCACUUGGAUCUGGAACCUACAUGCUGAUGCUCACGAUUUCGAUAGUCAUACUGGUGAUUUGGAGGAGAUUUCUAGAAAAGUUUUUAGUGCUCAUUUCGGGCAACUUUCCAUUAUCUUUCUUUGGUUGAGUGGCAUGUACUUUCAUGGUGCCCGUUUUUCCAAUUAUGAAGCAUGGCUAAGUGAUCCUACUCACAUUGGACCCAGUGCUCAGGUAGUUUGGCCUAUAGUAGGGCAAGAAAUAUUGAAUGGUGAUGUAGGUGGGGGUUUCCGAGGAAUCCAAAUAACCUCUGGUUUUUUUCAGCUUUGGCGAGCAUCUGGAAUAACUAGUGAAUUACAACUCUAUUGUACUGCAAUUGGUGCAUUGGUUUUUGCAGCGUUAAUGCUUUUUGCUGGUUGGUUCCAUUAUCACAAAGCCGCUCCCAAAUUGGCCUGGUUCCAAGAUGUAGAAUCCAUGUUGAAUCACCACUUAGCGGGAUUAUUAGGACUUGGGUCUCUUUCUUGGGCGGGACACCAAAUUCAUGUAUCUUUACCAAUUAACCAAUUUCUUGACGCUGGGGUGGAUCCUAAAGAGAUACCACUUCCUCAUGAAUUUAUCUUGAAUCGGGACCUUUUGGCUCAACUUUAUCCUAGUUUUGCCGAAGGAGCAACCCCUUUUUUCACUUUAAAUUGGUCCAAAUACGCAGAAUUUCUGACUUUUCGUGGAGGACUAGAUCCAGUAACCGGUGGUCUCUGGCUGACCGAUAUUGCACACCAUCAUUUAGCUAUUGCUAUUCUUUUCCUAAUCGCAGGUCAUAUGUAUAGGACCAACUGGGGUAUUGGCCAUGGACUUAAAGAUAUUUUGGAGGCUCACAAGGGCCCAUUUACAGGACAAGGCCAUAAGGGUCUUUAUGAAAUCUUAACAACGUCAUGGCAUGCUCAAUUAUCUCUUA
This is a messenger RNA of Hordeum vulgare subsp. vulgare (domesticated barley), 3592 nucleotides long. Its product is annotated as photosystem I P700 chlorophyll a apoprotein A1-like. Gene Ontology annotation, cellular component: thylakoid; membrane. The record is from RefSeq and is a predicted model, not a curated record. Gene Ontology annotation, biological process: photosynthesis. NCBI's taxonomy places the organism in Eukaryota, Viridiplantae, Streptophyta, Magnoliopsida, Poales, Poaceae.